Molecule: messenger RNA, 693 nt
Organism: Strongylus vulgaris
Lineage: Eukaryota; Metazoa; Nematoda; Chromadorea; Rhabditida; Strongylidae
Source: the annotation of a GenBank genome assembly
AUGUCCAAUCUUCCUAACCUACUUGGAAUUAUUGGAGAUCUAAAAAAGCACUUUAUGCGCCCUGUGGAAAAUGUUCGACGACUUGUCCUAUUGCAUCCCAAUGAUGAUCCGCUUAUUUUUAGCGAACUGAUGACAUUGGAAGAUAGUGAAGAUGGUGAAGUCUGGAAGCAAACUACACGAUGGAUAAGAUAUGAGCAGAUUGUUGAAGGAGGAUUUACCCGAUUCAGCAAACCUCAUAUAUCCUUGCUACAUAUGCAGGCAAUGAUGCAAGCUAGAAAUUGCUUUAAGAAAGGUGUUGUUCUUUUGGACGAAGAGGCUACUGAUUACGAGAGUAUAGUUAGUAACGAACUGAUGACAUUGGAAGAUAGUGAAGAUGGUGAAAUCUGGAAGCAAACUACACGAUGGAUAAGAUAUGAGCAGAUUGUUGAAGGAGGAUUUACCCGAUUCAGCAAACCCCACAUAUCCUUGCUACAUAUGCAGGCAAUGAUGCAAGCUAGAAAUUGCUUCAAAAAAGGUGUUGUUCUCUUGGACGAGGAUGCUACUGAUUACGAAAGUAUAGUUAACGUUAUCGUAAACGAGUGGGUAAAACGUGGUUUAGUCCGAACUGUUGCAACUAAUGCAAUUCGCGACAUUCUCAUGGCUCCGAAGCAGCACCUGGGCGCUGUUCCUGGGAAGAACUACUUUGGUAUUUAA